AUGCAAUGCAAGGAGAAAUUUGACUCGGAGGAGAGCUUCUACACCAAACUCAUUGAGUUCUUGGAGUACUAUUCUGGACUUACUCUAAUUUUCAAUGUCCGAGAAACAUUGUUGGACUUGUACCUGUUUUACUUGGAGGUCACCACAAGAGGAGGAUAUCACCAGGUUGGUCGAGAUAAGAAAUGGGGUGAAGUUGUCUCUGCACUGAAAUUGGAAGGCAACAAUGCAAAGUUAUCUGCUCAAGUUGAAAUGCUCUAUGCAUAUCUUCUUUAUGAUUUCGAGCAAAUGUACUUCUUCCAGUGUCCAGCAAAGCAAGCCAGCACCAAAGGUUAA
Messenger RNA from Lotus japonicus, 333 nucleotides. RefSeq names its product high mobility group B protein 10-like. Bases 1 to 333 code for a protein of 110 amino acids. The record is from RefSeq and is a predicted model, not a curated record. Lineage: Eukaryota; Viridiplantae; Streptophyta; Magnoliopsida; Fabales; Fabaceae. Gene Ontology annotation, molecular function: DNA binding. The transcript has 3 exons.